AUGAUGUCGAACUUGUAUGGAGAUUUUAAUCAAAAGAUUGAUUAUGUUUUCAAGAUUGUAUUGAUUGGAGAUUCUGCAGUAGGGAAAUCUCAAUUGCUAGCUCGUUUUGCAAGAAAUGAAUUUAGUUUGGAUUCAAAGGCAACUAUUGGUGUUGAAUUUCAAACAAAGACUCUGAUUGUCGAUCAAAAGACCGUCAAGGCACAGAUUUGGGACACUGCUGGCCAAGAAAGGUACCGAGCGGUGACAAGUGCCUACUAUCGUGGAGCAGUAGGUGCAAUGUUAGUUUAUGACAUGACAAAACGGCAAUCAUUUGACCACAUGGCUAGAUGGCUUGAGGAACUCAGAGGCCAUGCUGAUAAAAAUAUUGUUAUAAUGCUUAUUGGUAACAAAUGCGAUUUGGGGUCUCUUAGAGCUGUACCAACUGAGGAUGCUCAAGAGUUUGCUGAAAGAGAGAACUUAUGCUUUAUGGAGACAUCAGCACUUGAAUCCACAAACGUCGAAAGUGCAUUCAUGACAGUCCUAACCCAAAUAUACCGCAUCAUAAGCAAGAAAACACUAAAUGCAGCUGAUGGUUCUGAAUAUGAAAAGUCAGCAUCUUUGAAAGGAACAAGGAUCAUUGUUCCUGGCCAAGAUUCAGAUCCUGGUGGUAGAAAAGCCGGCUGUUGCAGGUCCUCAUGAUUGUUAUACUUAGAAAUGCUGAACUUUUAUCUUUUCUUCACUUGCCGCUUCAGAUUUAGUUGUUUAGGUAGCAAAGCUUGUUUUGACUGGAAAGUCAAGGUGUAAAAAUGAUAUUUUAGUAACACAUAGGAUGAAAAGUGUAGCAGUAAUUGGAUCUGCCUAAUUCUAUGUAUACAGUAAUUAACUGC
This is a messenger RNA of Coffea eugenioides, 866 nucleotides long. Its product is annotated as ras-related protein RABA4d. The record is from RefSeq and is a predicted model, not a curated record. Bases 1 to 678 code for a protein of 225 amino acids. The transcript is spliced from 2 exons. NCBI's taxonomy places the organism in Eukaryota, Viridiplantae, Streptophyta, Magnoliopsida, Gentianales, Rubiaceae. Gene Ontology annotation, molecular function: GTPase activity; GTP binding. Gene Ontology annotation, cellular component: endosome.